Podarcis raffonei (Aeolian wall lizard) is the source of this 1107-nucleotide messenger RNA. RefSeq names its product vomeronasal type-2 receptor 26-like. Gene Ontology annotation, biological process: G protein-coupled receptor signaling pathway. Gene Ontology annotation, cellular component: membrane. Gene Ontology annotation, molecular function: G protein-coupled receptor activity. NCBI's taxonomy places the organism in Eukaryota, Metazoa, Chordata, Lepidosauria, Squamata, Lacertidae. The transcript is spliced from 3 exons. The record is from RefSeq and is a predicted model, not a curated record. Bases 1 to 1107 code for a protein of 368 amino acids.
AUGGACCCACAAGCUCCCCCAGAAAAGAGGUUAACCAUUCAUGAUGAUGGUAUCAUGUGGCCCAACUGGUUCAACCAGGCACAACCCACUUCUCUGUGUAAUGAGAAUUGUCAUGUAGGUUAUAGAAAGAACAAGAAGGAAGGAAAGCCAUUCUGCUGCUAUGAUUGCCUUCCGUGUCCAGAAGGGAAGAUCUCAAACAAGGAGGACAUGGACGACUGUUCAGAAUGCCCUGGAGAUCAAUAUGCAAACAAUAAACAGGAUGGCUGCCUCCCCAAAGACAAAACAUUCUUGUCUUAUGGAGAACCGUUGGGGAUCAGUUUGGCCACGUUUGCCCUCUUCUUUUCCUGCAUCACAGCAUUGGUGCUUCAAAUAUUCACAAAGCACAGAGAUACUCCCAUAGUUAAAGCCAACAACCGCAACCUCACUUAUAUUCUCCUCCUUUUCCUCCUGCUCUCCUUCCUUUGUGCUCUGCUCUUCAUUGGCCAGCCUGAGGAAGUCACCUGCCUCCUUCGACAAACUGCUUUUGGCAUGAUCUUUUCAGUGGCAAUUUCUUGCAUAUUGGCCAAAACUGCCAUUGUGGUUCUAGCUUUCAUGGCCACCAAGCCAGGGUCCCGAAUGAGGAAGUGGGUAGGGAAGCCACUGGGCACCCCAAUUGUUCUUUCCUGCUCCCUUAUUCAAGCCACAAUCUGUAGCAUAUGGCUGGCAACUUCUCCUCCUUUCCCAGACGUUGACAUGCACUCAAUGACUGAAGAAAUAAUACUAGAAUGUAGUGAAGGUUCCACUAUCAUGUUUUAUUGUGUCCUGGGAUUCAUGGGUUUACUGGCCAUAGUCAGCUUCACGGUGGCUUUCCUAGCUAGAAAGUUGCCUGACAGUUUCAAUGAAGCCAAAUUCAUCACCUUCAGCAUGUUGGUCUUUUGCAGUGUGUGGUUGUCCUUUGUUCCAUCCUACUUGAGCACCAAGGGGAAAUAUAUGGUGGCUGUGGAGAUCUUCUCCAUCUUGGCCUCCAGUUUUGGGUUACUGGGUUGCAUCUUUACCCCCAAAUGCUAUGUUAUUUUACUGAGGCCUGAGCUGAACAGCAGAGAGCAGCUAAUAAGAAGACAGUUUUAA